Messenger RNA from Ustilaginoidea virens, 996 nucleotides. RefSeq lists its product as uncharacterized. Lineage: Eukaryota; Fungi; Ascomycota; Sordariomycetes; Hypocreales; Clavicipitaceae. Bases 1 to 996 code for a protein of 331 amino acids. The record is from RefSeq and is a predicted model, not a curated record. The transcript is spliced from 2 exons.
AUGAGCCUGAGUGGGUUAAAAGUUCAGCAGCAGAAUGCAGCCAUGUCGCGGAAAGAUAAAACCUGCAUCUUUUGGCCGUCGUGUCAUUAUUUCAUGAAAGAAGUUUUCGCCGCUAUUGGCGUACUUUCUCGCCCAGAAGGGAAAUCUUUGUCUAGCACAGCACGUCUCGAUAAGCCUCAAAUGUCAGCCAGCGACGACGAGGAGCCUCAAAUGUCGGCCAGCGACGCCGAGAAUCCUCAAAUGUCAGCCAACGACGACGACGAGCCUCCAAUGUCAGCCAGCGACGACGAUGAGCCUCAAAUGUCAGCCAACGACGACGAGGAGCCUCAAAUGUCAGCCAGCGACGACGACGAACCUCAAAUGUCAGCCAGCGACGACAAGGCCCGUCCUCCUCCGCCAUCUCAGUCCCACUUCUCCAAGUUUGACAACUUUACCCCCGAUGACGACGCGUCCUUCGACCAUGAGUUUGCCCGCCUCGCGUCGUCCCAAGACUGGGCACCUGGCUCCCAGGAAUACACCCAGGAGCGCACCAUUGCCAUGCGCGAGGAGUUGAAACUGCAUUACUUUUCGCAACCGCAGCCGCUAAGCGAUAUCGACGAAGAACUCACCGAGGAAGAGAAGCUCCAGGGAUACCAAGACCUCUGCCGCGAGGUUCGCAUACCUCCGAGCGACUCCAUCGCCGAGUGCAAGAGGCUCUUGAAAAGCACGCUGGUCAACAUCGUAGACCUGAUUGAUGCACGACGGAUGCGGAAGGAGGUCAAGGUUUGGGAUGAUUUCGACGCGUUCCGCGACUACACCCUCCAGGAUGAGCACAGGGUCAAUAUGGAGGAGGCGAAAAAGGAUGGGGGGUACCUGGCAUCAUUGCUGCAGCGCCUCGGGGGGGCAAGGCUGGGCGGCAGCAGCAGCAGCAGCAGAAGAAGAAGAAGAAGAAGCGCGAGGAGGGAUGGCCGGCAUUCUGGAGUGAUUUCAGGGCGGGUGCUCAAGGAGCGACCUUGA